Molecule: messenger RNA, 1659 nt
Organism: Didymodactylos carnosus
Lineage: Eukaryota; Metazoa; Rotifera; Eurotatoria; Philodinida; Philodinidae
Source: the annotation of a GenBank genome assembly
AUGCAAGGACUUCGAUGUGUGUAUCGGCGAGCGGGUGGAGUAGCCCAAGCUGUUUUGAAUAAACGUUCAACAAACAUUGGCUCACGAUGGUCAAAAUUAGCGAUUCCAAGAGCCAACUUUCACAUUGUCGGUAGACAAAAUGCACAACAAACGACCGCCACGCAAACAAAUCCUAUAUCGUCAAAACAAACUCAGACUCAGAGUACUAAUCUUCCUCCCAAACCAAAAGAACCUGUACAAAAUAAAGGAGCUACAGGACGAGUUGUGUCUGUUAUCGGCGCUGUUGUUGAUGUACAAUUUGAUGAUAAUUUACCCCCCAUUCUCAAUGCAUUACAUGUUGAAGGACGUCAACCCAAACUUAUUCUUGAAGUAUCACAACAUUUAGGUGAUAAUACUGUUAGAACAAUUGCGAUGGACGGUACAGAAGGUCUAGUUCGCGGUCAGCGUGUCACUGAUGUCGGUUCACCAAUUAAAAUUCCAGUUGGAGCUGCAACUUUGGGAAGAAUUAUCAAUGUUAUCGGGGAUCCAAUUGAUGAAAGAGGGCCAGUUGAGGCUGAAGAUUACGCAGCAAUUCAUGCUGAUGCGCCACCUUUUACAGACAUGAACGUCGAACAACAAAUUCUUGAAACUGGAAUAAAGGUAGUUGAUUUAUUAGCACCAUACGCAAAAGGAGGAAAAAUUGGUUUAUUUGGUGGUGCUGGAGUGGGAAAAACUGUACUUGUCAUGGAAUUAAUUUACAACGUUGCCACAUCGCAUGGUGGUUAUUCGGUAUUUGCUGGUGUUGGUGAACGCACACGUGAAGGAAAUGACUUAUAUCAUGAAAUGAUAACAACUAAAGUUAUUGAUUUGAAAGGAAAAGGUUCAAAAGUAUCGCUUGUGUAUGGUCAAAUGAAUGAGCCUCCUGGCGCAAGAGCUCGUGUAGCAUUAACCGGUUUAACUGUAGCUGAAUAUUUUCGUGAUAAAGAAGGACAAGAUGUAUUAUUAUUUAUUGAUAACAUCUUUCGUUUUACACAAGCCGGUUCGGAAGUAUCAGCUUUACUCGGUCGUAUCCCGUCUGCUGUCGGUUAUCAACCAACAUUGGCAACUGAUAUGGGUACUAUGCAAGAACGUAUCACAACAACAAAAAAAGGAUCCAUCACAUCAGUACAGGCUAUUUAUGUACCCGCUGAUGAUUUGACUGAUCCGGCUCCAGCAACAACAUUCGCCCAUUUAGAUGCCACCACUGUAUUAUCGCGUGGUAUUGCGGAAUUAGGUAUUUAUCCCGCAGUAGAUCCUCUGGAUUCAACAUCUCGUAUAUUAGAUCCAAAUAUUGUUGGCGAAGAACAUUACUCAAUCGCACGUGGUAUUCAAAAAACAUUACAAGAUUAUAAAUCAUUGCAAGAUAUAAUCGCUAUAUUGGGUAUGGAUGAAUUAUCUGAUGAUGAUAAACUGACUGUAUCUCGCGCAAGAAAAAUUCAGCGUUUCUUAUCACAACCGUUUCAAGUUGCUGAAGUAUUUACCGGAACACCAGGCAAACUUGUUCCACUCAAAGAAACAAUAAAAGGAUUUAAAAUGCUACUGAAUGGCGAAAUGGAUCAUUUGCCAGAAGGUGCAUUUUAUAUGGUAGGUGGUAUCGAAGAUGUAUCAGCUCGAGCAGAAAAACUCGCCUCCGAACGUUAA